AUGGAGGUAUGGGAAGAUGAUGAGGUAACUGAAGAGAAAGCAGCUGUAGUUAGUGUUGAAGAAAAGAUUGCUGACAAAAAGAAGAGUGACAAGAAAAAAGAUACUGAAAAGACGUCAUCUGGCACAUCAACUGAUGAAGAGGAAAAGACAAAUUUCUGGAGGGAAUCAAAUAGUGAGUUUCUUGCGAAGAAGCAAGACGAACAGAAGCGAGAUACAAGAACAUGUUACCGAUAUCGUAGAGGUAAUCGUGAUCACGGUAAUCCCACGGAUGAAGACCCUUUUUUCAACAUCGAUGACUUGAGGGAUGCAAUCCCCGAUGACGAACCUUAUAGUGUUCCCGGUUAUCAAUCGCCGAAACAUGUAAGUGUGCAUACAGAAAAUUCCGAUGAUGGGGGUUAUUAUGAUGAUCGAGUGGACGAUGAUGAAGAUUGGGGGUACAUCAAUCGGGGUAAUGACUACCGUGCGAGAGGGUACGAAGAUGAAGAGUUUGGCUAUCAAAAUGCCAACUACGUUGGGGAUGACGAUUAUGGUCGUGGGAAUAGAAGGAAUGAUGGUGGUCAUCAAGGGGGUAACCGAGGUGGAAAUCAGAGAGACGAUAGAAGAGAUGCUGGAAGGAGUGAGAGAAGAGACGAGAUGAAAGGAGGAAUGAGAGAAGAGAUGAUAGAAGGGAUAACCGGAGAAUAG
Messenger RNA from Helianthus annuus (common sunflower), 684 nucleotides. RefSeq names its product U1 small nuclear ribonucleoprotein 70 kDa-like. Lineage: Eukaryota; Viridiplantae; Streptophyta; Magnoliopsida; Asterales; Asteraceae. The transcript has 4 exons. The record is from RefSeq and is a predicted model, not a curated record. The coding region runs from base 1 to 684 and encodes 227 amino acids.